AUGGAGUAUACCUUCGGUGGCAAGUACCGCCUCGAGCAGGAGAUUGCCAAUGGCGGUUGCGGCACCGUCUUCCUAGGCACACAUAAUGUCGCCGGCAAGCCAGUCGCCAUCAAGCUCGAGCCAUCGGAACCCAGACGCAGCAGACGACGUCGCCACUCUGAUCCCGAUAUUCCACAGCAUCACCAUCACCAAGGUCCUUCUCCACUAAAGCUGGAGUCGCAGAUCUAUAAGCGCCUAAUGGGCGGUCCUGGCGUUCCGUGGAUCAUGUAUUCAGGAAAGCAAGGCGAUUACAAUGUCAUGGUCAUCGACCUCUUGGGCCCCUCGCUGGAGGAUCUCUUCCGCAUGUGCAACCGGUGUUUUUCAUUGAAGACAGUAUUGUUGUUGGCGGAUCAAUUGAUAUCUCGAAUCCAAUAUAUCCAUUCUCACUCGCUCCUUCAUCGCGACAUUAAGCCUGCUAAUUUUGUCAUGGGCACCGGCAAAUCCGUUCACCAAGUCAAUAUUAUCGACUUUGGUCUUGCCAAGAAGUUUCGCGAUCCGCGGACGGCAGCGCAUAUUCCGUACAAGCAGGACGACGUACACGGUGUGGGGACAUCGUUGUUUGCUGCUAUUAACACCCACCUAGGAGUUGAAUCUUCGCGACGGGAUGAUCUGGAGUCCUUGGCAUAUAUGCUAAUUUACUUCCUCAAGGGAACGCUACCCUGGCGGAAAAUGCGUGCACCAACUCAUCCACCUCCUGGUACACCAGACUAUCCUCCAUAUAACCCGGUCACUGAAACGUGGAAUUUAAUCCGCGACGCCAAGCUCAAAGCCGAGGAGAAGUUGACGCAAGGACUGCCGCCUGAGUUCGAUGUGCUUUAUAGAUAUGCGCGGUCAUUAUCCUUUGACGAUUUGCCCGAUUACGAGGGACUAAGGGAACUAUUCCAUGGCUUAGCAAAGCGCGUAGGCGUAGAAUAUGACGGCGUCUUCGACUGGACUGUCCCCCCACCCUCAUCUCCGUCUGCGUCUUCGUCUUCUGUACCCCAUGCGGAAGAGGAGGUUACGGGUGGCAGGUUCUGCGAGGCAUGUCGGAAGAAACGGUUGGCAAACGCCAACAGUGGGAAGCGGUAG
Desarmillaria tabescens is the source of this 1107-nucleotide messenger RNA. Its product is annotated as kinase-like domain-containing protein. The record is from RefSeq and is a predicted model, not a curated record. Gene Ontology annotation, cellular component: nucleus; cytoplasm. Bases 1 to 1107 code for a protein of 368 amino acids. Gene Ontology annotation, biological process: signal transduction; peptidyl-serine phosphorylation. NCBI's taxonomy places the organism in Eukaryota, Fungi, Basidiomycota, Agaricomycetes, Agaricales, Physalacriaceae. Gene Ontology annotation, molecular function: ATP binding; protein serine/threonine kinase activity. The transcript is spliced from 4 exons.